AUGAAGUGGAACGAACACCCACUGAUUUCCAUAUGCCUCAGAUGUGGAACUGACAUUGGAAGCUUGGCGUCUUAUCGGAUAACGCCCGUACAAAGUAAGUACAAUGAACGAGAAGGAGAAAAAAUAGAAAAUGGAGAAUUGCUGUUUAUCGCAGUUCUUUGUUUAUUUUGUCCUAAAGUUCUGAGUUCAAAGUGCGGUAUUAGAUCUGAGAACUGGGCGUUGUUUGCAAACAAGAACUUUAAUCCUAGGAUCAUCCAUUAA
Clunio marinus is the source of this 261-nucleotide messenger RNA. NCBI's taxonomy places the organism in Eukaryota, Metazoa, Arthropoda, Insecta, Diptera, Chironomidae. The record is from the annotation of a GenBank genome assembly.